Pecten maximus is the source of this 7809-nucleotide messenger RNA. RefSeq names its product stromal interaction molecule 1-like. Gene Ontology annotation, cellular component: endoplasmic reticulum; plasma membrane. Gene Ontology annotation, molecular function: calcium channel regulator activity; calcium ion binding; protein binding. The transcript is spliced from 16 exons. The record is from RefSeq and is a predicted model, not a curated record. NCBI's taxonomy places the organism in Eukaryota, Metazoa, Mollusca, Bivalvia, Pectinida, Pectinidae. The coding region runs from base 158 to 2320 and encodes 720 amino acids. Gene Ontology annotation, biological process: store-operated calcium entry; activation of store-operated calcium channel activity; intracellular calcium ion homeostasis.
UCUGAGUAGCAAAUGCGUGUCGACUGUUAGUGUUAGUUUGUGUGGCCAGGUUAGAAAUCGAUCACGGAAGCGUUGAAACGUGGACAGCAGUACAUGAAUUAUGUUUUCAUUCUGGGAAACUUAAUGUUUUGAUCUUUGGAUAUGUUAUUUUCAAACGAUGAGUAUGGUGACGCGAACUGUUCUUCCCUUGUGUGUUUGUGUUGUGACAAUCGCUGUUCUGUCUCCCUUUUAUUGUCAUGUCGUAAAAACAGCAUCGCCGGAACAGAAACCAACAGACACGUGCCUACCAGAUGACAAGCAAUGUCACAACACUAACAGUAAAGAUGAAAGUCUGUCUGACGAAUUCGCAGCCAUCCAACAAAUCCACCACCUCAUAGACGAUGACCAGAAUGGAAAUGUUGAUCCUUCAGAGAGUGACGAGUUUGCCCAUGAAUUCAUAAACAAGUACAUGGAGAACGUACACUCAUCGCUGCUGUUUAUGAGGGAUGAACUACAGUACACAGAAGGAUUUGAGAGGCUGUCCAUCUUCCAUGGAAACGAUAAACUCAUCAGCACUGGAGACCUCUGGCAGGCCUGGAAAAAGUCUACAGUGUACAACUGGACCACAGAGGAUGUCCUUCAGUGGCUGGUCAAGCAUGUGGAACUGCCCAUCUAUGUUGAAACAUUUCGUACCAAGGCUGUUGAUGGACCAAUCCUACCAAGACUUGCUGUCACUAACAAGACCUACAUGGUAGAUGUUCUAGGGAUCAAAAAUGGUAUCCACCGACAGAAAAUCUCUGUGAAGGCCAUGGAUUUGGUUUUGUUUGGACCACCAAAAGAUAAACACAGGUUUGUACGAGACCUUGCCCUCAUCCUUUUGUUGUUCAUUGCCUUGGGAGGAGUAUGGUUCGCCCUAAAUCAGCACAGACUCGGCAAGAAAAAUGCCAUCAAGUUCAGAAAGAGACUCGAGGCUCUACAGAAGGCAGAAUUAUCCCUGUCAGAACUACAGGAAAAACUGUCAGCUGCAGAGGAACAACAAAGAAGUGGUUUGUCAAGUUAUCCAUCAGACAACAUGGACACUAUUUCAGAGGAUUCAGACAGUGUCAGGAGAGAACUUACUACAGAUGAAAAAUCUCGACUGAUACAAGCUGAAGAGGAACUGUCACAGGUCAGAGCUGCACUAAUACAGGCAGAAGAACGCAACAAAUGGACACCACCGCAUGAACUCCAGAUCUGGCUACAGCUAUCCUAUGAAAUGGAGAGUGCCUACUUUCUGUUGAAAAAGAAAGAUGCAUAUAAGCGAGUCCAAAUCGUGAAAGAGGCAUGUGAUAAGAUGAAGAAAAAGCGAUCUGCCAUAUUUGGAUCAUUUCGAAUCGCUACGGACCAUACUAUGGAGGAAUCAGAUCACAAUAUCCACGAGGCCAAAGAAGCGUUAGAAGAUGUGAAUAGAAUAUUUAAAGAAAAGAGACAUCGAUGGCUAAGAAUAGAGAAGCUAUGUGACUUAUCUAUUAUCAACAACCCAGGGAAGGAUGCACUUCGUCGGAUAACUCAGAGAAAUACAGGUGUCGUCACAUCUUCCAACUACAGACUACCACCACUACCACCACACAUUCCUGCUAUGGAUGUUGGCGACCUGGAACUUGAUGAGGAUCUUCCUCCAGGAUAUCCAGGCCCAGCGCUAUUUUAUCGCUCGUCACUUGCUAACGGCCUUCCUAGACCAUCAACGUACUCAGGAUACCCACCUGUUACGUUACGACAGAGACCUCGAGACCUGGGCCCAGGGGGCGUAAAACCACGCCCCACAACCCCUGUACAGGCUCCAAUAACCGCCCACGCCAAGUCACCUGAUCGAUCAGUAACCUCCAGUGAGAGGUCCACAUCUGUACAAGAAUCGACCAGCCCAGAAGACGACAGGCCUGUUUUUUCUCUCGGAGAAAAUACCCCAGAGUCUCCAUGCAGCCUCCCUGGGUCAAUAGGGCUGCCCCAGCAAAACGGAAACAGUUUGGUUGGUCAGUCAACCAUUAACCCGCUCCAUAACUCACAUUCCUGUUUUAUCAACGGUAAGAAGACAACUGUACAUAAUAACCGUGAUAGCAUGGGCAACAGUAGUCUCCCUUUAAUGGAUGAGGAUGAUUCUCAAAGUAUUCAGGUGACACGGAGUCACUCGGAGGCGAGUCUGCUAAAACAUAAAGUGAACUUGAUUUCUCAGGAUGCUCAGAGUAUCACCAGUACGGACUCAGGAAGUGUCUUUGAGAAUGGCAAGGUCAAGUCGAAGAAAAGCAAGUUAUUUAAAUCUAUAUUCCGUGGUGGUAAAUCGAAAGAAAAGCAAAAGUCUUCAUGAUAAAUGUUUGACACCAUAUUUUUUUUCUUUCUGUAUAUUUUGAUUACUAAACAUUCACAAAAUCAUUUGUUAGAGAAAGCUGAGAUUCUGUGAUAGGGGUUAAAUUGUUCAUAUUUAACAAGGAACCCAGUAUUGAGAAACUUAAGUUGAAGUUGGUGAUAUAUCAUCAACGAGUUAUCGGCCUUGACAGAGUGGCAUUAUGUUAUUGUAAAAAUAUUUAAAAGAUGAUUUUGCUCCCUACACUGGAGGGGUCAUGUGACAUUUGUUAUGUUUUUCAUCACUACCUUAAGAAUUUCAUAUUUUUAAUGUGCUUUAAGUUCCAACAUUUUGUAAUACCACAUUGUCAUACUGUUGUAUGUUGUCCAUUAGAUUAUUUUAGUUGUUUUGAUGUUCACAUGUUUGUUUAACAAGUUUUGUAGCUAGCCUGUGCUGUGUGUAACAUGCUGUGGAACCUCAUUAAAUCAAUAUCGUUAUCAUGGUCAUCUCAUCAACUCAAUAUUACAGGUUCCUUCUCCCAGAAGAUUUGUUAUGAUAAAAUGAUGCUAAGAGUCAACUACAUUAUAUUUAAAGUUCUUUGGUUUUUUUCAUGUUAAAACUUGCUGCUAUUGUUCUUUUUGAAUUUCAAAUAAAUAGCAGAAUAUUUAUUCAUAAAAUUGUAUACAAAUUGAAUUUAUAUGGAUAUAUAAAUAACAUCAUUUCAUUAAUUCAAAUCUUAAUAAUUUUAUGUUUUGGAAGAGCAAUCACAAAAAUCAAUCUAACUUUAUAUCAGAACUAACUACAAUUCUUGUUUCCUUCAGGUCUAUACAUAUAGAUUCAGAUUUUUUUCCUGAUGACCAUAUAUGGUCAUAUUGAUUAACUAGGUUCCAUUGCUCUAAUUUGCUGACUGUUAGAAAUAAGAUAAUUACUUUUGAUAUCAAAUUAUUUAGUUUAAUGAUAUUUCUUAAUGAAAUGUAAAUGUUUUGCAUCCAAUAGUUAGUUUAAUGAUAUUUCUUAAUGAAAUGUAAAUGUUUUGCAUCCAAUGCAAUGGUGUAUAUAUUAAACGUUUUUUCAGGAUGUUGUGAAUUUGUGUUUAAAGUGAUGUCUUGGUACAGCUGUAAUAACUGACCACCAUCUUGCCAUUACAUCUGUAUGUCCAAGUGCUUAUUUCCAUGUGAAGAAAUCAAUAGAGCUGAACUUUAAAUACAACAUAUCAUAAAAAUAUAAAUCACUUUAGAAUUUUAUAAAAACAAAUCAUAUUCAGGAUUGUGUGUCAAAUGCACUUUGUGAAAGUGAAUUGAUGAAAGGAAGAAUGUCUGUUGUUUGAAUGUAUAGUGUACUUUUUCAAUUCAAUGAAUUUGGAUAUAUUCAAAAAAAAAAACUACAUGAAAAAAGUUUUGCUUUUACAUACCAGGUACUCUAAAAAUAUGUUAGCUAUGUUAUGAUAUAAAAAUAUGUUAGCUAUGUUAUGAUAAUACAAAUUACCUUCACAUAACACAGACUACAGAAGUUCCUUUUUUAUUCUGUGACCUAGGCAAUGUAAUAUGAUUUUAAUGAAAAUUCUCAGAAAUUCUUUAUUGGAGGAUUGGUUCUUAACGAUGCAAUGUUAUGGUGCAAAUGAGCUCAGCAUUGAGUGAUACUGCUGAAUCUUAGCCAUAGUUUGAACAACGAGUACUGGUAUUCUGUUGAAUCACUAUAAGUUUGAUGUACCUCUGUAUCUGGAGUAAUGUUUUGAGCUAAAGAAAUCCUGCUUUUCUAUUGAACUAAAAUUCAUAUGUAAAAAUAUUGGGUUUUCUGUGUUGUUGUGUUUUUUUGGAACAAACUAUCCAAUAGCUACAAAAUUGCAAGUACAUUUAAUCUGAAUUUUGGGAAUUUUUCAACUGGUGAAAUUUUUGCAUUGAAAAAUAUAAGAAACUAAGAAUUACAUUUUAUAAUGUUCCAGAAAUAGACAUACGAUUUUUAAUGUAUGUUGAGAGGUUUAAUCAUCCACUUCUACAUUGUUUUAUUGAUCACACUAGAAGUCAAGGCCACCAUUUUGGGAUUUUCUUCUUUAUUUGUGUAUAAAGUUUAAUUUUUGCAAUAUUCUGACUCCAGACUUUGAGGUUAUUUAUUGAGAUAAUAUUGUACUUUUGUUAGAUUGUAACCUAUAACCUUUGUAAAUGACCUUUCAACUCAAGGUCACAGAGAUGAAUCUCCUUGUAACAGUGCAAUCAUAUUUUGAUUUAAUACCCAUGUAAAAAAAAAGCAGAAAAAAAUAAAUAAACCAAAAAUAAAGUCUUUUUCCAGAAUAGAAAAUGAUCAAAAGUAAAUAAAAGUUAUGUUGAAAAUUGCACUUGAAGAUAUGAGCAUUUAAUUGAAAUAUAUCUAAGUGCAAAUAUAUAUCUAAUCUUGCAGAUUAAUUCAAAUUUUAAGUUACAGUUAGACCUAUAAUGCUGUAUCUAGCAAGGCAUUUAAAAGUUUGUGUAAAAAUGUAAACAAAAAUUCACCAAUCAGAAGGUGUAUACAUAAGGGCUUAAAUAUAUAUGGGCCUAUGUUUUACAGCUCUGCGUGUUUCUUAAUUCAUUCCUGGUAUAUUUACUGGACACUGAGAAUUUAAUUCCAGUAGACAUACAUAUAUAUUUAUUCAUUGCAGUGUUGUCUUCACUGCCUUAUAAUCAGCUUGUAUCAGUUACGUUGGUGUAAAUUUUAAAUACUAUAAACAAAAAUUGUCAGAAAAAAUCUCACAACCUCACAAACAUUAAACAAGUAGACAAGAAGAAGGUAGAACCUGUUUGUGACUUUUCACAUUUAUAUGUAUGUAACAAUUCAUUCAGGAGAUUUUUAUUUCUUUUCUAAUUUAAUUUUUACUGUUUAAUGUCCAUCAUUAUCCAUUAUCCAUUCAUCAGACACUAUUGAUGAUUAACCUAGCGACAUUAACAUCACUAUAGUUACUGAAUGUAAAUAAAUAAAUAAUGAGUGUCCAUUUUAUUAACCAAUCAAAGUGGCUGCUUUGCUUGACAACUGAUGAUAAUAAUUAAUUUGCCUGAUUUGGUCCAUUUCUGUUCAGGCUAAGGAAUAUCUAACCAGUCAUUAGUGGUUAGUCUAUCAGGAAGCUUACAGACAAAGUAUAAUUGAUACAUAAACAACUAUUUACUAUACACCAACAUAAUACUGACUAUUGUCAGUAAGACAAAUCCUAGUAAUAGGUGGAGUGAUAUAGGCGGUAAAAUCCAUUACAAUUGAUACAUCAACUGAACACUGACUAUUGUCAGCAAGACAAAACCUAGUAAUAGGUGGAGUCAUUUAGGUGGUAAAAUCCAUUACAAUCGAUACACCAACUGAACACUAUCGUCAGUGAGACAAAACCUAGUAAUAGGUGGAGUCAUGUAGGCGGUAAACCUGUUACUAUAUGUACACCAACUGAACACUAUCGUCGGUGAGACAAAACCUAGCAAUAGGUGGAGUCAUGUAGGCGGUAAACCUGUUACUAUAUGUACACCAACUGAACACUAUCGUCGGUGAGACAAAACCUAGCAAUAGGUGGAGUCAUGUAGGCGGUAAACCUGUUACUAUAUGUACACCAACUGAACACUAUCGUCGGUGAGACAAAACCUAGCAAUAGGUGGAGUCAUGUAGGCGGUAAACCUGUUACUAUAUGUACACCAACUGAACACUAUCGUCGGUGAGACAAAACCUAGCAAUAGGUGGAGUCAUGUAGGCGGUAAACCUGUUACUAUAUGUACACCAACUGAACACUAUCGUCGGUGAGACAAAACCAAGCAAUAGGUGGAGUCAUGUAGGCGGUAAACCUGUUACUAUAUGUACACCAACUGAACACUAUCGUCAGUGAGACAAAACCUAGCAAUAGGUGGAGUCAUGUAGGCGGUAAACCUGUUACUAUAUGUACACCAACUGAACACUAUCGUCGGUGAGACAAAACCUAGCAAUUGGUGGAGUCAUGUAGGCGGUAAACCUGUUACUAUAUGUACACCAACUGAACACUCUUAUCGUCAGCGCGACAAAACCAAGUAAUAGGUGGAGUCAUAUAGGAGAUAAACCAGUAACUAACUAAUGCUGAAAGAACACUGACUUUAGUCGGUGAGACCAAACCUAGCUAUAGGUUAACCCAUUACUAAUCCACUAUGGUGAAGGGCUAAGCACUGUUAUGUAGGUUUAGCACCUAUUUAUGUUUACCUGUGUUGUCUCACCUGUAGAUUUUAAUUGGGUCAAUGCCACAGUCUUUGUUAUUGUUACUGUAUAUUGUACAGUAUCUUUGUUCCAAGAUUUUUUUUCAUUUAGUUUUGUGAAAAUGAGAAGAGAACAACUUCUUAACCUCAUCAUUGUUUUGUUGUUUCAUGUAAAAAUCAUUUAUAAAUAAAUAAAAAUAAAACACCAAAUUUACUGGUAUAAAAAGGAAUUGAUGGACAAAGAAUUUUUUAUAAGGUAGACAGUAGUUCUUUUAUCUUCAAAUGUUAUUAUAUUUGUAUUCCAAGCUUUAAUUGAAACUCUAGUCCAGUCUCUGUAACUAUAAAUAGACAAUGCUUAUAGUGUCUUGAACACCUAACAGUAAAACUGUAGCUAAUUUAGGCAGUUAUAUUUGUUUUCUCUCAAAAUGUUUGGAUCUCUGUUUUUACAUUUAUGCAAUAAAUACCUCAUUCAUCCUUUGCAGGCUUCAGUUACAAAAAAUACCAUAUAUUUUCAUCUAGUAUGUCAAAACAUAAUCUAAAUCCUUAAUAUUUGAUUUUUUUUUUGUAAUUGUUGUAAUUAAAUGAUUUCAUAUUUCCUGUAUUUUUUCAAAAACUUCAUUAUCAUGUGAAAAGCCAAAAUAAUUAAAUCAAUUUAUUAUUCCCAGAUCCAUGUGAAGUGUUGAGGUAGCUCUGAUUUCUUUAUUAUGUUGCCAAUUUCUAUACAUUUUAUUUUUUGCAAUAGUAGAAUAUGUGUUCUGUCAAUAAUAUCUUUAUCAUAUCUAUGGCUUUGUUUUGUCGAUAGAAAUUUAUUUUUUGAAACGUUUUCCACAUAUCAAUAGGAUUCCCUCUGUCAUACAUUCCCCAUCUUUUUAACGAAGAGGUUUGGUGAUAUUAUCUCCGAGUUAUCUCCCUUUGACUGUCAUUAACAGGGAAGAUUUUAAACGCGAUUUUUUUGGAUCGGAUUUCAGAAAGUUCCUUAUAUUUCCGACUGUAAAUCCCUUUUUAAGUUACCGGUACCCACACACAUAGAGCAGUUACUCUCAUUUGUUUAUUUUCUGUCUGUCUAUUGUUAUAAAACCUUUAUGUGCAAAGUUAUUCCACACUAGUGCACAUAUAUAAGAGUAUACAGCAUGUAUUGUUCCUUGUAGUUCAACCUGUUUAUAAGCUCAAUGCUUUCAAAUUAUGCAAAGAAAAAAUCAUGUUCGUACAACAUUAGGAAUGAUAAAGUUUCCUGGGAGGAAAUGAGAAUGUGGAAACUCCAGCCGUUCUCUGUCGUUAAUGCUAUUUAUUAAUUUUUCAGAAAUGUGAAAUUGUUGCUGUAAAUAAAACAGGGAAAUGUUUACAAAA